Messenger RNA from Branchiostoma floridae (Florida lancelet), 1596 nucleotides. Its product is annotated as zinc finger protein 135-like. Gene Ontology annotation, biological process: regulation of transcription by RNA polymerase II. Gene Ontology annotation, cellular component: nucleus. Lineage: Eukaryota; Metazoa; Chordata; Leptocardii; Amphioxiformes; Branchiostomatidae. The coding region runs from base 11 to 1285 and encodes 424 amino acids. The transcript has a single exon. The record is from RefSeq and is a predicted model, not a curated record. Gene Ontology annotation, molecular function: RNA polymerase II transcription regulatory region sequence-specific DNA binding; DNA-binding transcription factor activity, RNA polymerase II-specific.
UUAGGCUGACAUGGCAGAGGCAGGUUAUGGGUCCCCCACCGGAGUACACCUGAACCCUUGCGAUGCGUCUCCCACCAGGGUUUCCCAGGUUGACUGCGGCAACAAAACAAGCAAUACUGCAGACAAGACGGCAGCACAAAAAGGGAAGUUGAGUAACGCGGGUGAGAAACUCUACAUGUGUGACGAGUGUGGUUACCGAACGGAUAAGAGGUCAGACUUAGUCGUACAUGUGAGAGUUCACACCGGAGAAAAGCCCUACAAGUGUGACCAGUGUGACUAUUCUGCUGCACAGAGAUCCUCAUUGAGGCAACAUAGAUUAAAACACACCGGAGACAAACCCUACAAGUGUAGUGAGUGUGGGUACAGAGCAGCACAUAAGUCUACCUUGACUACGCACAUAAGAACGCAUACCGGGGAAAGACCCUACAAGUGUGACCAGUGUGACUAUUCUGCAAUUACUAAAUCGACUCUAGACCUUCAUCUCAAAAAACACGCCGGUAAGAAGCCCUACAUGUGUGGGGAGUGCGGGUACAGGACGACUCGAAUGUUUAACCUAUCUGCACACAUGAGGACCCAUUCGGGAGAAAAACCCUUCAAGUGUGACUGGUGUGAUUUUUCCACUGCAAGAAAAUCAAACUUAGAAGUUCACGUAACAACUCACACGGGUAAGAAACCCUACAAGUGUGUAGAGUGCAGUUAUACAUCAGCUACUAGUUCUAACUUAUCCCGACAUAUGAGAAAACAUACGGGAGAGAAACCCUUCAAGUGUGACCAGUGUGACUACUCUGCAGCAGUUAAAUUCGCUUUGGACAAACAUGUAGCAAGACAUAACAGCAAUCACGAGAAACCCUUCAUGUGUGGGGAGUGUGGGUACAGGUCAGAUCAGAAGUGUCACUUAUUACAACAUUUGAAGACACACACAGGUGAAAGACCCUACAAGUGUGACCUGUGUAGCUAUUCUGCAGCACAGAAAUCCACUUUGUCCCAGCAUCUAAGGACUCACAUUGAUGCCAGACCCUUUAAAUGUGACAUGUGUGGGUACAGGGCUACACAUAGGUGUACAUUAACCAGACAUAUGAGAGCCCAUACUGGAGAGAAACCUUACAAGUGUGACCAGUGUGACUAUUCUGGAGCACGCAAAUGCUCGUUGGACAAACAUAAAGUCACUCACACUGGUGAAAAACCCUUCAUGUGUGAGGUUUGUGGCUACAGGACUGCUCAAAAGACUCGCUUAACCCAACAUAUGAGAACUCAUACAAAAAAAAAAGGACUCCACACGACAUAAAACCUCGGUGAAGUAGUUAUGGUAUUUGCAGUGUAGGAUCCCAGUUUGAUAUGAUUACCAUAGAUUAUAAUAAUAAAACGUUUAUUUGCAAGUUUGUGCCCGAGGGCUAAUUGCAAGUUCAUGGUAUAAACAUAGUAGAUAUACAAGUGACAAUGGACAGUUAUUAACAAUAUUCUACUGUAAUACUGGUGUUGGCUAUUUCUAAACAUGUUGGGUUUGACUUCUUUUUUUGGAAGCAGAGGGAGUCAAAAUUAAUAAUCAACUGUUUUGAGGUUCCAAGAGUUACAGUAUAUUUAUUCCAUAGGUGACCA